AGCCGUUUCGCAGAGAUGCUACAACACAGCGACGCGGUUGGCGUGGUCCUAUCGGCCGCUAGCAGCGAAGCCCGAACCUGUCGCGAGCAAGAAAGCGAGCGCAAACAAGAACAACACCAAAACUUAAGGCUCCUUUUUAGGAUGAUCCAUUUUGCUGCUCUUUACAGAGUGCUGUGUCUGCUUCUUGCAGAGUGUGUCUGCUUCUUCCAGAGUGUGCCUCCUUUAUCGACACUCGAGACUAAACUUGAUGACUCAUCCUUGACAGUAAUUUUUACUAGUUCCGCACCUACUUACAGAGUCGCGCGUCUGCUCAAAUAAUUCCAAAACGGAUUCUUGUUAUGGUAAUUAUUAUGAUGUAUAAUGUAUAAUUAUGGUAAAAAACCUAGAAUGAAUAAGCACGAAGAAGAUAAUUUAACCCGACCUCCAAGAAAUUACAGGCAAGAAAAGCAAAGGUGCUAGCAGAGGGAGUUUUGGAACCGUGGGUGACUUCGAUGAAUCCAGU
This is a messenger RNA of Amoebophrya sp. A25, 502 nucleotides long. The record is from the annotation of a GenBank genome assembly. Lineage: Eukaryota; Dinophyceae; Syndiniales; Amoebophryaceae.